Molecule: messenger RNA, 596 nt
Organism: Phytophthora infestans T30-4
Lineage: Eukaryota; Oomycota; Peronosporomycetes; Peronosporales; Peronosporaceae
Exons: 1
Coding region: 33-485 (150 amino acids)
Source: RefSeq, a predicted model, not a curated record
GGGACGGCGAUGACGAGGAUGGUGAUGAUGGCAUGAAUGCAGAUGAUUCCGUUGCGAUGGAAGAAUCCACUGCUGUGGCGUUGGUCGACGGUGGCGCCGCACCUGUUAUUUCUUUUGAGAGAUUCGAGAAAGUUGUCGUUUUCAAUGAUGACAGUGAAAUUGAAGCUGCUACUAACACGAGUUACCUACAGCCAGCGGCGAAGAAUUACCAGUCGGUCGAUGCGAUCAUCAAGCCGGAUAUUUUGUUGCAGGUGACAGGUGCACACAAACACCCCUGCAAGCAAAAAGGUCUCCACGAUGUGUUGAAGCUUCUGGGGAAUCCUGAACAGCCGCGGCUGUUCUUCGUGCUUCCGCCUGACAGAUUCACCGAUUUCAAAUAUCAAAGGUAUUUGGACUCAAAACGCAAGAGGAUGAUGGCGCCAAGCUAUGAGAACGUGUGCAAGAUACAGCAGUUUGCGAUGGAAGUCAAACUUGAAUCGGAGUAGGUGUGCAGUUCCGAGGUUCCAAAACCGCGUUCCGAACCGGUUCCAAAAUGAUGCCGUACUUCUUUGGUCCAGAAAAGAAUUAACAAUGAGAUAAAAAAGCCUCGCAUGUUU